CUGACUUUGAGGAGUCUCCAUGUCCAACGCACAAUUCUUCUGUGCCCGAAAUCAGCAUCAUUAUCCCAAACCAAAAGAUUGGCUGACGAAUCGUAACUAUGAACAGAACGACGUUGAGGCGAUGGAGGUCGACAAAGCCACUGAGGCUAAAUCUCGCAAGGAUCGUCCUACUGGAUCAAUCCAUUUCGGCGACACCGACUUUGACGUUGACGAGCAAGUUGGGGACGCUACAUGGGCCGAGGUAUGCAACGCCUGUUGUGUCCACUCCGGACAGGAAUGGGCAAUGAUCGCUCUUGGAAUCUUCCUGGUUUGCUUCUUCCUCUACUUCUUCCUGUUGGGUCUUGACCUGCUUGGAAAUGGUGCAAAGGUCAUGUGUGGAUGCACUGCCGGAGAGUUGUUCGGCGACGACACGAAUCCCAUCGCUGGUCUAAUGGUUGGUAUUCUUGCGACUGUAUUGCUUCAGUCGUCUUCAACAACUACCUCGAUUGUUGUGUCUUUGGUCGGAUCCGCUGUCUCCGUCCGCCAAGGAAUUUACAUGAUCAUGGGAGCGAAUAUUGGUACUUCAGUCACCAACACAAUCGUCGCUAUGGGCCAAAUGGGCGAUGGGGAUCAGCUCGAGCGUGCUUUCGCUGGUGCCACCGUCCACGAUAUGUUUAAUUUCUUGUCAGUGGCCAUACUUCUUCCUGUAGAAGUCAUCACAGGAUACCUCUAUCGGCUUACUAAGGCUAUGGUCAAGAAUGUCAAUCUCGAAGACGGUGAUAGCUGGGACGGUCCUAUUAAAAAGAUGGUUGAUCCUCUGACCGAUAAGAUCAUCAUUUCCAACAGCAAGAUUAUCAAAUCUGUGGCUUUGGGUGAAGCGACCUGUGAUGUGGGUGGUGGAUUUUACCCUAUGAACUGUACAGAAGACACAUACUUGGGUUGUGGCAAGGCAUUUGGACUCAUUUCGUGCAGUAAGACGAGCGGCGAUUGCCCUGCUUUCUUUCAAGGUGAUGCUUCCGCAAAAGAUGACAAGGUCUCUGGGGGUGUUGUCUUUUUCAUUGCUAUUGUCAUCCUGUUUGUAUGCCUUGCCGGGCUUGUUACUGUUCUUCAGAAGUUGCUGCUUGGAAUGUCCACUCGCGUUGUCUACAAAGCCACUGACAUUAACGGAUAUCUUGCGAUUGCUAUUGGCGCUGGUCUCACUAUGAUUGUGCAGUCCUCCUCCAUUACUACGUCCGCUUUGACUCCGUUGGUUGGUAUGGGAGCGCUUCGUCUUGAGCAAAUGUUACCUCUUACACUUGGUGCCAAUAUUGGUACAACGCUGACUGCCAUUUUGUCUGCCCUUGUGUCUGCAAGCAAGGAUUCGCUCCAGGUUGCCCUUGCCCACUUGUUCUUCAACUUGACUGGAAUCCUCAUCUGGUACCCGGUGCCUUUCAUGCGUCAUGUCCCUCUCGAGGCAGCUCGUAGACUUGGAAAAUUGACUCGAGUCUGGCGUGGUUUCCCCAUUGUUUACAUUGCGGUGAUGUUUUUUCUCAUUCCGCUUCUUCUGCUCGGCCUGUCGUCUCUUUUCGAUGAUGGCAGCAAGGGUUUCACUGUCCUGGGAUCCUUCCUUACCAUCCUUCUGUUCCUUGUCAUCAUUUACACUGUCUACUGGUGCCGUUACAAGGACGGUCAGCAGAAGUGCGCAAACUGCAUGGCGGAGCGUGAGAAGAAGCGCGUUGUGAUUAAAGAGCUCCCUGAGGAUAUGGCGUACCUGAAGGAGCACAUGAAGCGCCUCAUUGAACACACUGGACUCCCCGAAGACGAAGAUGUUCCGGCCAAGGAUGAAUCUCCUGAUACUUCGGAUGCUGAGGUUGAUGCCUAAGCACCAAACAAGAGGUCGAUAUCGCCGAAUAUUGGUUAGAGGUCCCCUUUUGAUUAUCCGUUUAGUAUAUAUAGUAUAUACAACCUGUGCCAAGACCAUAGUUCUCGCAGAUUCUGCUUGAGAAUAAAAUAACUUGGGAAUGUUUAUCUUA
Molecule: messenger RNA, 1991 nt
Organism: Phaeodactylum tricornutum CCAP 1055/1
Lineage: Eukaryota; Bacillariophyta; Bacillariophyceae; Surirellales; Neidiaceae
Exons: 2
Coding region: 20-1840 (606 amino acids)
Biological process (GO): sodium-dependent phosphate transport
Cellular component (GO): membrane
Molecular function (GO): sodium:phosphate symporter activity
Source: RefSeq, a predicted model, not a curated record